This is a messenger RNA of Bombyx mandarina (wild silkworm), 330 nucleotides long. RefSeq lists its product as uncharacterized. Lineage: Eukaryota; Metazoa; Arthropoda; Insecta; Lepidoptera; Bombycidae. The record is from RefSeq and is a predicted model, not a curated record.
AUGGAUCUUAAAGCGUUGUUUCUCCUUGCUUGCAUGGCUGUCGCAACGUCAGCAUGGUCGAUUCCAUUUUAUCCGGUACCAAGAGGACCACUGAGGGUCACCAGGUUCGCCACACCACCACGUCAUUACAGGACACCGUUGGAGCCGGCUGCGGAAGAUGAACCACCACAGCAACGUCCCAAGCGAGGCCAUGACGACUACGGCCAUGAGUCGAGCCACCGAGGUACCAGCGGGAUCACUGGCCCAGUCCACACCUUCGUCAAGACUGAUAAGAACGCCAAUUACAAGUGGGGGGUCCGUCAUCACGUUGGCGACAAAUACGCCUCUUAA